Messenger RNA from Camponotus floridanus (Florida carpenter ant), 2886 nucleotides. RefSeq names its product zinc finger protein Elbow. Gene Ontology annotation, cellular component: nucleus. The coding region runs from base 570 to 2099 and encodes 509 amino acids. NCBI's taxonomy places the organism in Eukaryota, Metazoa, Arthropoda, Insecta, Hymenoptera, Formicidae. The transcript has 2 exons. Gene Ontology annotation, biological process: negative regulation of DNA-templated transcription. The record is from RefSeq and is a predicted model, not a curated record.
AGGAAGGGGAAGAUGCUCCCCGGGGGAGCGCGAAUCUGCGGUGUACGGUAGGGGAAGUCAGCUGAACGGCGGAAUGGUGAGGGUGAGGGUUCGAGAGCGACGAGAAGGGCAACCGCGCUCCACGUCGACUGCGGCGAGCGAUUCAGUUGCGAGUCGAGCCUCAUCGCGUCGACUUGUGGAAAAUCCCCCGGCGGUGCCCGUACGAUUGUCCGACUCGUAGCGCGGCUCGUUUUCCUUUUUUCUUUUUUUCGUCGCGCGCGCGAGAACCGAGGCGGAUGUUACGCGUUGUCGCGGCGUUGCGCUCCGGCGACUUGGUUACCCGGUGCUCGUCGGGAUUCAGUGCUACUCGUCGUCGAAAGUGCAGCCUCGUGCAUGGCUUCGUUCGCGAGUGAUACCCCUGUUUCGUUGCUGCGACGGAUACAUAAGUAAGAGAGGAGGAGGGGGAGGGGGAAAAGUGCGACGAAUUCCCCGGGAUUAGUUUCGCCGAUGAGCCUGAGAGUGUGGUAGGAAAAAAAGUGGUGCUUUCGUCGAGUACAACCGACGGCGCGAGCGAGGAUCGACCGCAAAAGAUGCUGACGUCCAGCGCGAAUCAGUAUCUCCGUCCUGAAUACCUCACGCCGCUACCUACUACGUUAGAUGCAAAGAAAAGUCCACUCGCGCUGCUCGCACAGACCUGCAGCCAGAUAGGAGCGGAUCCGCCGUCCAACAAAUCGCUGCUGAGUUCCCUGGACAAGUCGAGCAACCGAUCGUCCAAGACCGCGGAGCAAUCCCGCGACAAGUCGUCGCCGACGGUGACAGUGUCGGCCACCGUGCCAACGUCGACGAUCGAGUCGACCAAGACCAGUUUCAAGCCGUACGAAUCUUGCCUGGGGCGCGAGAAGGCGUCCAGCCCGGACGAGCCGCGAUCGUCGUCGAGUCACUCGGCUUCCGGGCGAUCCCGGACCCCCGGCAGCGGCGGGAAGCGAUGCCCUAGCAAUCAGAGCGCUGCGUCAACGCGCGCGGUCACGCCGCAAGGUAGAAAAACAGCGACGCCGAACGGGAGCGAGGUCGCGCGGGACUCGCCGGCUUCGAGAGGUUCGGCGCCCCUGGUGCCGUCGAGCGCGGCGGAGGCCGCCACGUCUCAGCCGACCGUCAGUAGUCCGUCGUUACAAGCGAAACCCGCCUACAGCCCGGCCGGGGUCCUCGCCAUGACCGAUCCAUCCAUCAAGGAUCUCCCAUUGGGCACGUUCAAGCCGGGCGUCAGUCUCCCGGCCUCCACCGCCGCCUACUUGGGCUACAGUCCCAAUCAAUUACCCAUCGACGUGAUGGCCAGCUCGCUCAUGUCUCAGCAUCACGCCGCCCUGAAGAACGGUCUCGUCGCCGCCAAUCCUUAUCUCGGGUACGCGCGGCUCAAGACGACGGGCGGACCCGCGGACAGCCUGAUGCCGAUAUGCCGCGAUCCCUACUGCACCGGCUGCCAACUGAAUUCGCAUCUGCUCUCGGGCUCCGUGGCGACCACCGCGGCCGUCGCCAGUAUCGCCAACGGGAAAUUGAUAUCAAGCGCGGGCGCGACGUCGGGUUCCUGUCCGGCCGGAUGCGCCCAGUGCGAUCACAAACCCGGCAGCGUCUCGCCUUACGGACCGCUCGGCGCGGCCGGCGCCGUCUACGCGCACGCGCAGCUCGCCGCCCUGGCCGCCGGCACGCAGCUGCCCUACGUCUGCAACUGGAUCGCCGGCGACACCGCGUACUGCGGCAAGCGAUUCGGCACGUCGGAGGAGCUGCUGCAGCAUCUCAGGAGUCACACGAGCGUGUCGACGAGCGGCGCGACCGAUCCCGCGAGCGCGGCCGCCGCGCUGUCCCUGCUGUCGCCGCCGGUCGGGCUCCCCCCGACCCACCCCCUGUUCGCCAGGUCUUAUCCCACGCCGCCCCUGAGCCCCCUCGCCACCGCGCGCUACCAUCCCUACGGGAAACCAUCGCCGCUCCUGCCGCCGUCUUUGUCGUCGCUGGGCCUGCCGCUCCCGCCGCCCCCGCCCCCGCACGCUACCGGACUACCGCCCUAUUUCUCGCCGUACUCCAUCUACGGGCCCCGUCUAGGCGCCGCCUCCGGGAUGCAUCAAUGAGUUCUCGGCAACGAGCGCUCGUGAGCCAAACGCUUGCGGGGUGAGUCGACCGGCCAGCUGUCAUCUCUCGGCGGAUUCGAGCGCGGAAACGGAGAGCGUUCUUGGCGCCGAUGCUUUGUACGCGGUAUUUAUGGAGCCGGAGCGAGGUUAUCGAGUUAUCGAGCGGAUAUCGAGGCGCGGUAGGAUUGUUGUUUUUUUCUCGCGAUCGUCUGCGUCUUCCGCAACUUGUACGCCAAGUCUUUUUUUACCUUGUAAUGACAAAUUCAACGUUGAAGAUUGAAUAAUGUGUACACACACGAAACGACGUCUCUUCUAUUGUCCUUUGGCGCGAAUCGCUAGUAUUCCCAUGUUGACGCAGCCGAAUUUUCAUACAUGUUUCGUAGAUAGCGUAAACUCUUGAAUAAGUAUGUUAAGUUGAGAAAAUAUAGAAUUCUCGAUAGGUAUUCACUUGAAAGUUUGCAAGAAUUGUUUCUUUUCAUAGGAAAUAAGUUGUUCUUAUCUUGUUGUCCAGUCUUUCGAGGUCAAAAGAUAAAAAAAAAUGGCUGCGUAUCCCUACCUCAGCUCUCUUUACAGGAAUAAUAAUCUAUUUUUGUCAAAAUUGCAUUGCAUUCGAACUACAUUUAGAAUGAUUAAUUCUCGCUCAGCAGCAUCCAUAAUAUAUGAAAUGUGUAUAUAGCGAACAGCAUUUGCUUGUAUUUGCUGUCAUUAAUCUCGCUCGAGAAUCAAGAUCAAAUAGAAAGUUAAAUACCUCUUUGAACAAAUUUCUAGCAAAAGUUUAACAUUUUUU